AAACUUGGUAGAAAUUAUCCCCAAUGUAAGAUUUAUAUGAAAUUGGUCUUUCUAAUAUAACAUUUUGUAAAAUUUAUCUCUCUAAUGGUUGGUAUAUAUAUGUAAAAUUGGUCUCGAUAAUGUUAUGUAUAUUUAUAUAAAAUUGGUCCCCCUAAUGUUUGGUGUAUAUAUAUAAUAUUGCUCUCCCUAAUAUUAUAUAUAUUUAUAUAAAUUUGGUCCCCCUAAUGUUUGGUGUAUAUAUAUAAUAUUGGUCUCCCUAAUGUACAUAUAAGAUUAGUCUCCCUAAUUUUAGAUAUGUAGAAAAGUUGUCUCCCGUAUUGUUAGGUAUAUGAAAGUGAUUUAAUGUUACUAGUACAUAUAGAAUAUUUUCAACAUUAAGUGUAAAUGUUGGUUAAGGAAUUAUACCAUAAUGCAUACUGAGUUAACUUCCUAUUUUAGUAAAUUCAGGGAGCAUUAUCAUAUGGCAAACAUCUGUUUUACCCACUAAAUUUUCAUGGCAACUUAAUAUAUUGCCCCAGUCUUGCAGUAGAAGAUAGUUAUACAUGAAGCUGACUUCUACACAUCAUUUAUACCAAAAAAAAUAGACAGUAUUGUUUGCUUUUAAUAUACACAUCACAUGUAACACUGAAUAUGUAAGGACAUGUAGUGGAUGGAAAAUUAUCAAAAUGCCAACUCUUAAUUUUUGUAUAAUUUUUUUUUUCAAUUUCAGUGCCACUCCAGUGUCCAAUCUCAUCAAUCAGACAUUUGCAUUCUGAGACAGCUCAUGGUUGUACAGGUGAAGAUCUUAGGAAACUAAAAGCAUACAUAUCAGCAGAGAUUUCAUGCAUUCUGCAGAACUAUACACUUAAGAGUUAUGUUUGGCUUAGAAGUCUUGUCGUUGCAAGACUUACACUAUUCAAUGCAAGAAGAGGUGAGGAAGCAUCAAGGAUGCUUACAAACGAAUGGGAAGAUGCAAAGAAAGGUGUUUGGAUUCAAGAGGAUGAAGUAGAAAAAAUUUCUGAUCCAGCAGAACAAUAUCUUGUAGACAAUUUCAAGAUGGCCUACUUGAAAGGAAAGGGCAGAAAAUAUGUACCUGUGCUGAUUCCUGUUGACCUUAUCCAAGCAAUAGACAGGAUAAGCAAUGAUAGACGGGAUUUUGGCAUAAGAAAAGAAAAUCCCUUCUUGUUUGCAACAAAAAAUGGAUUUUCACAUUGUUCUGGAUGGCAUGCUGUAGCAGAAGUUAGUGAAAGGGCUGAGAUCAGCAUUCCUGUAACAGCAACCAAGAUAAGACAUAGAUUGUCGUCAAUCUAUGCCAGUUUGGAGAUGAAACCAGAGGACAGGAAAGUUAUCCUAGAGUACAUGGGGCACGAAGAAAAUAUAAACAGAGAAAAUUACCAAUGUCCCCCUGCAGUUAGAACAGCACGUGUGAUGGGGAAAAUGCUGACAACCAUUGAUGGAGUGGAACAUACAUGUAAUGGAAACACAGAAAAUGAUGAAAAUGGACAGGGUGACUAUGAGGGAAGCAGUAGCUGCAGCAACCAAAGGAACAAGUCAGGUUCUGUUCAGGAGUCCCUAAAUGGUAUUCAAUGUUCUGCAAUGCUUCCAGAGGAAACUUGUUAUGUUAAUGAAGAAGAUACUAACGGUGAUGAUGAACAGGUGGAAUCAGUUCAAAAGAAUGUUCCUAGGACAUCUAGAAAAUGCUCAGUGAAAUGGUCAAGAGAAGAUAGCAUUAUUGUAAGAAAUCAUUUUAGGGACUUUGUAUAUCAGACUGCCAUCUGCUUCACAAAUGAGAGACCACUGCAAAGCAAAGAGGCCAUUCUUCAAUUUCUCGCAACAACUAACUUACAGAGCAUCAGAGGUUUAACUGCACAUGAACAAUACACCAAAGUCAGAACAAAGCUAUUUAAUGACAGACUGUGAGAACAAAAACAGCAACAUCCAUGACAAAAAUGUCAGGAACAAAGUAAAAGCAAUAAACAGAUUUUAGAUCUACAGUUGAAGCUGAUACAUUACCCUAUUGUCUGUCCAUCUGUUGUCAUUUCUUGUCAUCACAUUUCCUUCUAAGUUAACGAGAAGAUUUGCAUGAGACUUUACCGGAAUGAUUUCCUAGUGAUUUAGUUGGUUCUAAUGAAUUUUAUGGAGUUCAACCCCUAAGGAGCCAUGACUUAAAAAGUCAUCACAUUUCCUCCUAGGUCAUUGAUUGGAAUUUGAUGAAACUGAACAAGAAUGAUCCCCUAGUUUCCAAGAUUUCUGAAUGUCACUUUCCUUUUUAUUCUUUGAGCAUAAGGGUUAAAGCUUGAAUUGAGACAUGGUCUAUGUCUUUGAGGUCAAAAGGUCAAGGUCACUGGCCUGAAUGAAUACUUAUAUUUCACAGUUUAUAGCUCUACUGAGCUUAUGUGAUACCCUGUCGUCUAUCCAUCUGUAAACUUAAGGUUCUUUGCAUGGAACAGAUUUUGAUAAAACUCAUAAAAUGAGCUGGUAGUGGUCUAGAUGGUACAAAUCCAAUUUUAUUGGGUUCUGACCCCUAGGGGUCGAAUAAGGGGCCACACCCUUAAAACUUGUAAUACCAUCUCCUGAGGUAAUGAAUGGAUUUUGAUCAAACCUACCUAGAAUGAUUCCCUAGUAGUUUAGUUGAUCUUAAAUUUUCAUAGGGGUCUGACCCUCAGGGGCCCAGUUAACUGCAACAUCCCAAAAAGUUUGUUAUUUGCCUCUCCUCCUAGGUUAUAAGUUGCAUUUUGAGGAAACUUACUAUGAAUGAUACCUGACUAGUGUGAUUGGUUCAAAUAAGCUCUCGUGGUGGUCCUACCCCUAAGGGCUUAGUAAGGGUGAACCCUAAAAAAUUGUUAUUGCAUCUCUUCCUACAUUAUUGGUUGAUAUUGAUAAAACUUACUCAGAAUAAUCCCCAAGUGGUCUAGUUGGUUUUAUAAAUUUUUAUGGGGGUCAGAACUCCAGUUCCCACUUAGGGGCCAAGCCCUAAAAAGUUUGGUAUCACAACUUCUCCUAGGUUUUUGGUUGUGUUUUGAUGAAACAUACCCAGAAUUUUCCCUUAUUGGUCUAAUUAGACCAUAUAAAUUUUCAUGGGGGUCCGUUCCCUAUGGGCCUAUUUAAGGGCCACCCCAAAAGUUCUCCUAAGGCAAUGGAUGGAUGUUGAUAAAACAUACAGCAUGAUCCUCUAAUGGUGUAGUUGGUCCUAAUGAAUUUUUAUCGGGGUCAGACCUCUAGGGAUCCCAUUAGGCACUUCAAGUUUGUUGUCCCAUCUCCUACUCCUAGGUAUUUGGUUCGAUUUUGAUGAAACUUAUGCAAAUUGAUCCCCUAGAAGAUUAUUUGUUCUUAUGAAUUUCAUAGGAAUUGACCCAGUUAAUGGCCAUCCCCCAAAAAGAUUAUUAUUGCAUCUCCUCCUAUGUCAUUGGCUGGAUUUUGAUAAAACUUUCGCAGAAUAAUCCCCUAGUGGUGUAGUUUGUCCUUAUGAAUUUUCAUGGGGCUCUUGACCCAGUCUGACAAAGUAAGAGGCAACCCCUUAAUAAGUCUGUCAUUGAAUCUUUUCUCAGGUUUUUGGUUGGAUUUUG
Ostrea edulis (European flat oyster) is the source of this 3545-nucleotide messenger RNA. RefSeq lists its product as uncharacterized. Gene Ontology annotation, molecular function: DNA binding. Lineage: Eukaryota; Metazoa; Mollusca; Bivalvia; Ostreida; Ostreidae. The coding region runs from base 928 to 1899 and encodes 323 amino acids. Gene Ontology annotation, biological process: DNA recombination; DNA integration. The record is from RefSeq and is a predicted model, not a curated record. The transcript has 7 exons.